AUGGCCUUGCUUCGUGUCUCCCUGCUGCCGCUGGCAUUUUUGCAGCUUGUUCUUGCUGCUCCGGCCGACCCUGCUCAUCCCAUGAUCACGCCACCACCAACCCGCGUGAAGCGAGCUCCCGAUGUCACCGAUGACAUCGGUAAUUAUGUCAAUAGCGUUAUUAAAGGUCUGGGAAGCGAUGUCUCCUCCUUCGUCGUGUCCGGCAUUCCCCAGUACUUCCAGGGGUUUCCGACAGGCACCCAAGUACUCAGUUCUCUGGGAAUCAACGAUGGCGACCUUGCUGCACAGCCGACUCAGGCCUUGAACAUCCCGGCUUACGGUAAUUGGACCGACGAGGGCUGGAACGUCCGCGUUCAUGGCAAUAUCUAUAAACAACCCAACAUUAGCCAGUCGAAGGUUGAUGACCUGGCCAAUGUUUUCCUCAUCGACGUCGAUAUUGCAGAUUUGGGCCCCACCGAACAAGCCCAGGCACGAAAUGUGACCAGGUCCAUCUUUGUCGUUCAACAAGGCGAGCAGAACGUCACCAUGAACUUUGUCAACGAUGUUUCGGUGCGGCCAGGUGCGAGCGGAGGGGCCGUCAAUGCGCGUGGUGGUGCCCAAACAAUCAACAUGCCCUACCUGACUACAGACCAGGGCGACUUUGAUGCGUUUGUCAAGCUGCGCAAUACUACAGGGUCGAGCGGUGGACACUUACUCCCAGGCAACGCCACGGAGUCGAUACAAACCCUCAACAUGUACACGAAUGGUACCAAUACUGGCAAUGCGACAGCGUAUCUAGUGCCUCCCCAGGGCAUGACGAUCUUGUCCGACAUUGACGACAUUCUGCGUGUUACCAAGAUUUAUGAACCCAAGGAAGGCCUCCUUAAUUCCUUCGCCCGUCCUUUCACGCCUUGGAUGAACAUGCCCGAGAUUUACGCCAAUUGGUCCGCGUCCAUCCCGGACUUUCACUUCCACUACUUAACCACGACUCCUGAGCAGGUGACUCGGAAUUAUAUGGAGUUUAUCUACAAUACUUACCCUCUGGGUAGUUUUGAUACACGCCCGCUCAACUUUUCUGAUGUUCAGGCGACCCUGUCCAUCCGACGGUUCCUGCUCGACAAGAUUUUCCAGACCUUCCCUCAGCGAAAGUUUAUCUUGGUAGCCGACACCACGAACUCGGAUGUGAUGAAGGCGUAUCCUGCAAUGUACAAAGACUACCCGGGCCAGGUCCAAUGCAUAUUUCUGCGCAACACCAGUGCCACGGACUCUGGCAACAAGUUCCCCUACAAUACGGCGGGAUUCAAGGAUAUCCCCCAGAACAGCUACAUGUUCUUUAGGGUGCCGGACGACCUGACUAAUCUUGACAUCGCCGGCGGGCAGUGCUACAAUGCUACCAUUCCACAAAAUGUUACAUUCAAGACGCAGGGGUUGCCAUUCGGCUUGGGUAACGCGGCUGGAUCUAUUUCGCCCCCCACCACGUGGGCAGCAGUUGUCGGUAUGAUUGUAAUGGGUUUGGCAGCUCUUACGUAA
This is a messenger RNA of Colletotrichum graminicola M1.001, 1509 nucleotides long. RefSeq lists its product as uncharacterized. Bases 1 to 1509 code for a protein of 502 amino acids. Gene Ontology annotation, cellular component: actin cortical patch. Gene Ontology annotation, molecular function: phosphatidate phosphatase activity. The transcript has 2 exons. NCBI's taxonomy places the organism in Eukaryota, Fungi, Ascomycota, Sordariomycetes, Glomerellales, Glomerellaceae. The record is from RefSeq and is a predicted model, not a curated record.